AUGCGGGACCACGGAGGAACCGCUGGUGCUGGGGGGAUGACGGGGAGUGUUUAUAAACACUUAUUAAAUACGCCAAACAAUCUGGAAGUCCCGGAUUCGUGUCCCCGGGAAGAAGUUUACGUUUGCAGACGCCAGUUUACAUCCACGGGGAGCAGAGUGCUUACGUCCCAGCGUAGUGAAAUUGCGUUGAGCGGGCGGGGUUUAUCACACUGGGAGAGACCAUUCACCUGCUGUGUGUGUGGGAAGGGAUUUACGCAUUCAUGCAACCUUGUGACACAUCAGCAAGUUCACUCUGAGGAGAAGCCAUUCACCUGUGCUGUGUGUGGAAAGGGAUUUGAUCGAUCAUCACACAUUGUGACUCACCAACUUCUUCACACUGAUGAGAGACCGUUUAAAUGCCCAAACUGUGAGAAGAGUUUUAAAUGCAGAAAGGAUCUGAUGACACAUCAACGUAGCCACACCAGGAAGAGGCCAUUCACCUGCUCUGUCUGUGGGACAAGCUUUAAAAGCAAAAAGCACCUGCUGUCACACCAGUAUACUCACAAAGAGGAGAGGCUAUUCACCUGCUGUGUGUGUGGGAAAGGAUUCACUCGUCCAUCUCGCCUGCUGUAUCACCAGGUGAUUCACACUGGGGAGAGACUAUUCACCUGCACUGUGUCUGGGAAGGGAUUCAUUAAUUCAUCCAACUUUCUGAUACACCAGCAACUUCACACAAGAGAUAGACCUUUCAGCUGCUCUGACUGUGGGAAGGGAUUUACCUGUUCGUGUAACCUUCUGACACAUUAG
Rhincodon typus (whale shark) is the source of this 786-nucleotide messenger RNA. RefSeq names its product gastrula zinc finger protein XlCGF7.1-like. The record is from RefSeq and is a predicted model, not a curated record. The transcript is spliced from 3 exons. Gene Ontology annotation, biological process: regulation of transcription by RNA polymerase II. Gene Ontology annotation, molecular function: DNA-binding transcription factor activity; RNA polymerase II cis-regulatory region sequence-specific DNA binding. Lineage: Eukaryota; Metazoa; Chordata; Chondrichthyes; Orectolobiformes; Rhincodontidae. Bases 1 to 786 code for a protein of 261 amino acids.